Messenger RNA from Ectocarpus sp. CCAP 1310/34, 1935 nucleotides. The record is from the annotation of a GenBank genome assembly. NCBI's taxonomy places the organism in Eukaryota, Phaeophyceae, Ectocarpales, Ectocarpaceae.
AUGGUUACAGCGUGUACAGAUCCGCCCCCGUCGCCGCCCCGCCCUAACCUCUCUCGGGUCCCCUCGCGGCCUCAACUUUCCCGGCCCUCAACUCCUAGGUAUGCCGAGCUAGAAAACAUGCUCGAGGACUCGGCGGAAGCUCUUCGACGGGGCAACGUGCUCCUACAUAGCCAACAGCUCAAGACAGACGCCCAGGCAAGACAGAUCAAGCGUCAGGAUGAGGACCUCGCAACCCUCCGGGAGGAGCGAGAGACGCAGCUGGCGAAGGCGGAUCGGAACGCCACGGAACUCGCGCAAGUCUUGAGGCGGGAGAGGGCCGGGCAGAGCAGCAUCGCCGACGCACAGGUCGAAGUGGGCGACUUGAAGGCAGAGCUAGCCGAGAUGCGGGAUGCAUUUGCAAAGGGUGUGGUUCGCAAGAGCCAAGAGGUCAUCAACGCGCACGAGAAGGCCCUCAAGAACGCACGGUCAGAGCUCUUGUCCCUAUCCCUCGAGGCCGACAAGCAGUCCUCCCGGCACCACCAAGCAUCCGCUGAGGCUGCUACGGAGACGGCGAGAGCAACAGCUGACAAAAACGCUGCUCUUCGCGAGUCCCGUGCCUUGAGGAUCGAGAAGGAGGGACUCAAGGACAAGCUGGAGGAAGCCGGGCGCAAGUUGGACGAACUCCAAGCCCAGCGAUCGGAGUUAGGUGCGGCGAUGGAGGCCGUGGCGGCCAGGAAUAGCGCCGCCGUUCAAGGAGGGCACAGCAACAGCGGUCCGCAGCAACACACCUACCCGAAGCCCAACAGCGAUAGCUCAUCACAAGUUGCCACUCGAGGCCGCCGCCAACAAGACUUCGAGAAACACCCGGAAUGUACCUACGACAACGGGAGCUCCAACGCCCCACAGGUUCAGAUCGACAACUUCCCUCGGCAGCAGCAAGGGAGAAGCUCACCCCCGUCAUUAUCGGUCCACACUAGCCUCGGCACCACCACGCAGGGGGGGGCUUCUUCUUCCCUCCGGCGCUCGUACCGGGUGGCAUCCGCUGAAGAAGCAGCAGAGGGACAAAAAUUGUCGUCGACACAUCGACCCUCGAGCAAAUCGGUUUUGUCUCGCCAAGCAGAACCGGAAUCUCCGCGCGAAGGCGCGCUCAAGUCAACGAACGGGCGCACCGACAACAACCACAGUCUUCCUUCCUCUUCUCCCUUCCCGGCAGCCGGGGUGGGUCGGGUUGCUUCCGCCAGCCCUGCCACGUCUGCUGCAGAUGCCGGUGGCGGCGGCGGGAGCGGCACCGACCGCCGCAAAGGCGGGGAAGGUGAUGCCGGCCGCAUAGGUGGCACCCAGAACAUCGACCCCGACGUAACCGCUGUUUCGCACAACCGUGGCCCCAACAAUGUCUUAGACGGAGCAGGAAGGCGGGGGCAAAGUGACGGAACAGGUAUUGUUGACGGCGGCCGAACGGGAGCUUCCGGCCUACGCUCCCGCUCGAGGCUCCGCUCGCCAGCUGGUAACGACUACUCGAACGAUGGAUCGGAAGCUGUUCGUGCGGCUCGAGUAGAUGUGGAUGGCUCUGACGAUGCCGGAAGCAAGCGGAAGAGAGCAAAAACAGGCCCUUUGGAAGCGGAUGCUGCUGCUGCAGCAGCAGCAGCCGGCGCUGGGGGUUUGACGGAUUCAUUGUCCCCUCCCCUGCUGUCUGGUGCGACUACAUCGAGUCGCUUGAGCCACUUCGAUGCCGGGAACAACAGGCCCGGAGAGGCAGUCCAAGUCCAGGGCAAGGGUGGCGACUCCACCCUCGAGGGGGUUUGCCCCUCAUGCGGCGACACCCCCUAUGGCCUCAUGAUCAACUGCAGCGGCUGCGCUCGGCAGUACCACAGCUCCUGCGUUCCAGACGGGCAGAAGGUGGGCAAGGGGCUGGGGGCAACUGUGUUCCUCUGCUCCAAAUGCAGCGGCAACGACUGA